Pogona vitticeps (central bearded dragon) is the source of this 1043-nucleotide messenger RNA. It is a transcript of the gene GCLM, whose product is annotated as glutamate-cysteine ligase modifier subunit. Gene Ontology annotation, molecular function: glutamate-cysteine ligase catalytic subunit binding; enzyme regulator activity. Lineage: Eukaryota; Metazoa; Chordata; Lepidosauria; Squamata; Agamidae. Gene Ontology annotation, cellular component: glutamate-cysteine ligase complex. Gene Ontology annotation, biological process: glutathione biosynthetic process. The record is from RefSeq and is a predicted model, not a curated record.
CCGCCUGCCCGCCCGCUGGAGCGGUCCUGCUUCUCCGCCGCUUUCUGGACGAGCGCAGAGUCCUUCCUUCUCGGAGCGCUGCGGGGUUAGGAGCGAUCCGGACCGGCGCCCAUGGGGACCGAGAGUGGCCGCGCCGGCAUGUUGCUGGCCCAAGCGGGCACCCUCAAUUUGCAGACGGGCAACCUGCUGAAUUGGGGCCGGCUGCGGAAGAAGUGCCCGGCGAUCCCGAGCGAGGAGCUACGGGAUUGCAUUCAGAAAACCUUAAGUGAAUGGAGUUCAAAGAUCAGCCCUGAUGUAAUGCAGGAGACGCCAGAAAUCUUGGACUGUAUGCUAGCUCAAGCAGUAGAAAAGAUCAAUCCUGAAGAAAGGGAAGAAUUGAAAGUGUCAGCAAAAUUGUUUAUUGCUGGAUCAAACAUUUCAUCAAUCAGAGAAGCAGUCAGUAUGACAUGUUCUGCCCUUGGUGUUGAGCAGUUAGAUUCUGUGAUUAUUGCACCACCUCCAACUGAAGACGGAAUUAACCUUUCUUUAGAAUAUUUACAACCUUACUGGGCAGAGCUUGAGAACUUGGUUCAAAACAAAAAGAUUGUUGCCAUAGGGACUUCUGACCUAGAUAAGGCCCUCUUGGAGCAACUGUUCUUGUGGGCACAGGUGAAGCCCAGCAGUAAUCAGGUGAAUCUUGCAUCCUGUUGUGUGAUGCCACCAGAUCUGACUGCAUUUGCAAAAGAAUUUGACAUCCAGCUCUUAACUCAUAACGAUCCUAAAGAACUACUUUGUGAAACAAGCUUCCAAGAAACUCUUCAGGAAAGUUUCCCAGACUGUCAAGUGCAUGACUGGACUCCACUGUGGCUUCUACGAUACUCAGUCAUUGUGAAGAGCAGAGGAAUUAUCAAAUCCAAAGGCUACAUCUUGCAAGCUAAAAGAAUCCCAUCAUCUUAAGAUUCAUCUUGACGGUAGCGAGAGCCUAGCUCUGCUACAUAUUGCACUGAGAUGCAAACUGGAAUUUGCAAAGACCAAACAUUUUUAUUCUCAAAUUCAUGGCAAAA